ACAGUGUCAUAUUCAUAAGUUCAUAUAUUUUAAUAUUUACAAUUAUUUAAAUAUAUUUAGAAUACAUAUAACCUAAUUUUGUCUCAAGUGCGUAUUAAGUUUGUUGUGUUUAGUUGUUCUAUUGAACAAUACACUGACUGAAGCAAUCUUUUUAAAAAUCUGCUAUCAAAGCACAAGAUUAGUAACUACGUUAAUCGUGUAUGUGAUUUAUACUUUUUCUUUCAAUUAUACAUUAUCAAUAAAUUAAACAAUUAAAAAGAUGACGUCAGAAAAUACAGAAGAUUUUGAUAAUGACAGUGAUUUAGAGGAAAAUAAUGAUACAGAUGAAGCUUAUGGUGUUCGAGAUUGUACACUUUUUUUGAUUGACACAUCUCCUGAAAUGUUUCAUAAAAAUGAAGAUGGAGUACCAUAUUUUGUAUCAUGUUUAGAGGAUUAUAUUUAUAUUUUAAAACAAAAAUUAGUAUGGAACAGACAAGAUUGGAUGGGUUUGGUACUUUUUGGUACAGAACAAUGGGAUAUGAAUCCAGAAAUAAAAAACAUAUUAACUUUACAAAAACUUUCAGUCAUUGAUAUAAACAAAUUAAAAGAAGUUGAAAAAAUACGAGAUUCCAAAUGGAAGGAUUAUGAACAAAUGAGUUCGUCUACUUGUUAUCCACUGCAAGAUGUAUUAUGGCACGCAGCAUUAAAUUUUUCAUCAAUAAAUAUAACAAUGUCAGCACGUAGAGUUAUAUUAUUUACAUGUCAUGAUGUUCCACCAUUGACCAAUGAAGAUGAAAAGCAUCGUAUCAGAGCUAAAGUAUCAACUUAUAAUAAUUUAAAUAUAUUACUUUACGUUGUUGCUUUAGGACUAAAAUGGGACGUUGAAUUAUUUUACAAAGAUCUUGAGAUGUUAUCUAGAAAUCUUAAUAAAGAAGAUUAUCAAAGGACUUCUUAUAAAGAUUUAUUGCAACAAGUUAAACGACCAUCUAGACAUAUGGCAAAGUUACCAUGGAGACUUGGCAAAGAUGUUGUAAUAAAUGUUGAUAUAUCGAAUCUUUGUGUUAAAUCACAAAAUAUAAAAAGCAUAGCAAUGGAUUCAGAAACUAAUGCUCCUUUGGUUUCAUACACGUAUCUUCGAAGAAAGGAAGAUACUGAUGUAGAAAAGGAUGAAGAUGACGAAGAGAAGAUUAUUAUGCCAUUAUUACAUGCAGAUGUGAGAAAAAUGAAAAAAUUGGGCAAUAAAGAAAUAUAUUUUACAUUAGAUGAAGUUAAAAGUUUUGAAAAUAUUUAUGAAAUGGGAAUUGAUUUAAUUGAUGUUGAACCAUUGUCUUGUGAUCCUAUGUAUCACUUACAUGCACCAUAUUUUGUUUCUUGUAAUAAAAAUUGCAGCGAAGGUGAAAAAUUAUUAUUUGCUGGUCUAUUAAAUAAAUGUGAUCAAAGGAAGCUUAAAAUAACAUGUAGAGUAACCAUAAGACAAAAUUCUGGAUCAUAUUUAUACAACAUGAUACCAAUGCCCGAUGAAGGAGGUUUUUAUUUAUACAAAUUACCAUACAAUGAAGAAGUAAAUGAUUUUAGUGAAGAAAUGUAUGAACAUGCGUAUAAUGAUCAAGACAACAAAGUUCCAAUUAAUCAUGAAGCUGUUGAAUUGUUUGAAAAAAUGAUUAAAAAAUCAACUCAAAUUUAUGAUCCGGAAAAGUAUCCAAAUCCAGCAUUGCAAGUCAAAUUACAAAGUAUAGAAACAUUAGCUUUGGAUUUGGAUGUACGAGAUCCACCGGAAGAUCUUACACUUCCUGCGGAAGAUUUGCUUCAAGAAAGGAUUGGCGAUUUAACGAAACAAAUUAAUGAAAUAUUUAUCGACGAGGAAAUCGAAUUUGAACCAGCAAAGAAAAAAUACAAAGAUAAUAAAAAUUCUACUGAUAAAUCAAUCGAUGAUGUAAAUGUUCUUGAAAUUAUCAAAAGAAAUCAGUUGGAUAAAUAUAAAGUAUCAGAUUUACGACAAUUUUUGCGCAAUGUUAAAUUAUCAACAGCUGGACGUAAAUCUGAACUCAUAGAACGACUUACAUCAUAUUAUACAUAAUAAUGUAAAACCAAAAACAAUUUGUUUACAUAUUUUUUAUUGUAUUGUAUUUUUAGCACA
This is a messenger RNA of Polistes dominula (European paper wasp), 2116 nucleotides long. RefSeq names its product DNA repair protein Ku70. Gene Ontology annotation, molecular function: DNA helicase activity; damaged DNA binding; telomeric repeat DNA binding. Gene Ontology annotation, biological process: telomere maintenance; double-strand break repair via nonhomologous end joining. Lineage: Eukaryota; Metazoa; Arthropoda; Insecta; Hymenoptera; Vespidae. Gene Ontology annotation, cellular component: nucleus; Ku70:Ku80 complex. The record is from RefSeq and is a predicted model, not a curated record.